Molecule: messenger RNA, 525 nt
Organism: Cooperia oncophora
Lineage: Eukaryota; Metazoa; Nematoda; Chromadorea; Rhabditida; Trichostrongylidae
Source: the annotation of a GenBank genome assembly
AUGACUGGCCUAAGAGGUAUUGUGGGUUGUAUUGAUGGGACAAUAAUAAAAGGGAUCCAAGGAAUUAAUGUUGGAGUUGUGGCUGAUGAUAGAAAGCAAUUUCGGUGGGUAUUCGCGAAGUUCCGCGCGCAUGAGGACGACGAAUCAGUCUUCAAACAGAGUUUACUCUGCCGACAGUUGAGAGAUGGCAGAAGAAAGGGAAUUCUAAUCGGUGAUGAUGCCUAUAAAAAAGAGAGAUUUCUAUUGACACCAAGCAAAGGAAAGGACGUGAUGUCAGAAAAGGACUUCGCUAUGGCAACUACACUGAGAAUUGCACAUGUGAUCGUACAGGAAGCGAUUGCAAACUGGAAGAGGCAGUUUCCUAUAUUGAAAGAAACGAUAAGGUCCGCAAGAAUAGCACGAAUAGUUGUUUGUUGUGCAGCGCUGUACAAUUUGUCACGAGCAGAAAAUGAGCCAGUGUUUGAAAAUAAAGACGAUGUUGCAGCGGACGAAGCGGAAGAACACUGCAUAACCAUCGCUGAUUGA